GAUGCUUUUGCCUCUGUGAUCCUACCCACACAGAGUUCGACUAUAAUAUACACUGUCACUCCCCCAACUCUCUCUCCAUCUCCUGUCUAACACACCGUUGGACUGUUACACCGUACCGGGCUAUCUAUCAGAAACGCUCAAUAUCAAUUACAGCGGGUCUUGAGUUCAUUUAGCUUUGACUGCUUUGACUUGACCAGGCUCGAGUCUUCAUCCACAAAGCUCGUUCUUCACCCUUUCACAGAGCCAUCUGUCGACGGGUUACCUUCCAUACUCUGCCAUCAUGUGCGACUUUACCAAAAACUAUUACAUCUAUAUGUCAUGUACCGAUCCCGGAACGCAUUUUUGCAAGACCUCGAUCGACGGAAGCCGAGAGUAUGCUUGCUCAAAGGGACCUCAUGAACGCUACAUUGUGCUUCCUGAAAACUGCCCGCUAUGUUGCGGAUGAAGCGGACACGAUGUUGGAAGAGCCUACAUGAUCAGAGACAAAGCAUGCCCUGCCAGCGAGAAUCCCAUCAUGUUAACUAGGGAGGAGCCUCAAAACCUACCUUGGUGUAGAACUGGGCCCUGGCGACGUGCUUGAGGCGGCAAAGGCACUUUGACUGCCACCCUGAGCUCUCGGAAACGGGUAAAGGGUUCGAAUUUGAGCGUAACAACCCCUGGCCUCGGCCUCCCAGAAGGUCCUACAGGAAGGGAAAUAGGAAAUGGCCAGACAAAUAACGGGACAAAGAAAGGAUACGUGUAGUUCCAUGAUGAAGGAUAAUCAGGAGACACAAAAGAAGACGAAACGAAACCAGCGCUUAAUAGUCAAGUUUGAAAGUUGAAACUACUACUGAAUUCCACGGUCUAGUUCUGCUGGCAUGUCGAUAUUUUGUAUUGAGAUUACAAAAUUCAAUUAUGGAAGACAAAAUGCAAAGACGUCGAAAAACAAGGCAGCACAUAUGAUAAGUGUUGCUAUAACUAGUGCGGUCAUGGAACUCUAGCGAGCUGGACCAAAUAGAUAGUAUUGAAAUUAAUAGAUCGUAUGUAUAGUAUAUUGGAAAGUGUUGGAAACUACUCUAAUGAAUCUUUCCCCAUGUCCAUGAUCGAAGGAUUCUCAACCCUAGUGGUGUUGCGAGUAUGGCGAGAGCAGGCGAGGCGUACACCAGCGGCAAGAGUCAUUGUUGCCUUUGACCCAGGCUCUACAGACCAACCACGACAAUACACGCAUCCAGAAGAUGUUAAUGGUUGUAGUUAUCACGGAAACGAACAAGGAUGAACCUGGUGUUUCUGCUGACUGGAUGGGUGCAUCGGGGUUGAUCUCUAGCGACCAAUGUCAUGUUGGCGAUUGAGGCGUGUCUUGAUUAGUCCACCUGCUUCAUACUAUCUCAGGUAGGCAAAACGUGCCUUAGUACGCAAGCUAGGGCUUCUGGAACGAUAAGCCACUAACGAUGAAUCGAGACUUCCAACACCCCCACCAAGCAAUCCCUCUGAAACAAAAGACAGCGUACGUAUAUACAAAACAAGGAUAAACAACAGAU
Messenger RNA from Fusarium graminearum PH-1, 1517 nucleotides. RefSeq lists its product as uncharacterized. NCBI's taxonomy places the organism in Eukaryota, Fungi, Ascomycota, Sordariomycetes, Hypocreales, Nectriaceae. The transcript has 2 exons. The record is from RefSeq and is a predicted model, not a curated record. Bases 281 to 445 code for a protein of 54 amino acids.